Messenger RNA from Xyrauchen texanus (razorback sucker), 962 nucleotides. RefSeq names its product ras-related protein Rab-11B-like. NCBI's taxonomy places the organism in Eukaryota, Metazoa, Chordata, Actinopteri, Cypriniformes, Catostomidae. Gene Ontology annotation, biological process: regulated exocytosis; constitutive secretory pathway. The record is from RefSeq and is a predicted model, not a curated record. Gene Ontology annotation, molecular function: GTP binding; GTPase activity. The transcript has 5 exons. The coding region runs from base 140 to 796 and encodes 218 amino acids. Gene Ontology annotation, cellular component: recycling endosome.
GCGAGCUCUUCCUGCGGUCUGACAGCGCAUUAUGUGCCUUCCCUAUUCCCUUUAUUCUCUUCUGCUUGCAUUGAGCUAUUAAAACAACUUUCCCUGCUUUACCUUCCUCUGGGCGGACUGAAGGUCGCACUUCUCUACAAUGGGCAACAGAGACGAUGAAUACGAUUUCUUGUUCAAAGUUGUUCUGAUUGGAGAUUCGGGCGUCGGAAAGAGUAACCUGCUGUCGCGCUUCACGCGGAACGAGUUUAACUUGGAGAGCAAAAGCACGAUAGGUGUGGAGUUUGCCACACGCAGCAUCCAGGUGGACGGCAAGACAAUAAAAGCGCAGAUCUGGGACACGGCGGGACAGGAGCGAUACAGGGCCAUCACUUCUGCGUAUUAUCGUGGUGCUGUGGGCGCACUGCUGGUGUAUGACAUCGCCAAACAUCUGACCUAUGAGAAUGUAGAACGCUGGCUGAAGGAGCUCCGAGAUCACGCCGAAAACAACAUCGUCAUCAUGCUGGUGGGGAAUAAAAGCGACCUGCGGCACCUGAGGGCAGUGCCCACCGACGAGGCGCGUGCUUUCGCAGAGAAAAAUAACCUUUCAUUUAUCGAGACGUCGGCUCUGGAUUCAACCAACGUGGAGGAGGCGUUCAAACACAUUCUAACAGAAAUCUACCGCAUCGUAUCACAGAAGCAGAUCACUGACCGAUCAGCCCACGACGAGUCGCCGGGAAACAACGUGGUCGACAUCAGCGUACCACCGACCACUGACGGGCAGAAAGGGAACAAACUGCAAUGCUGUCAAAACCUGUAACCAUGACAACCAGCCGUCACCCACCUGUCACUCACCUCUGCUGCCCUCUUCAUGUUGUGUCACUAUAAUGUUCUCAAUUUUAUUUGUGUAAUAUAUUUUCUUUUGAUAGCUUGUCAACUCACAUGCACACUACGACUGUCAUGAAGUAAAAUUUUACAGUAUGGGA